ACCAUCGGCCGCUUUCAAAGCGAGGCCAAGGAGAUCGCGGCCCACAUGGCUCUCGUGGGCCUCGCCAUGCUUCUCAGCAACGUCGUCAUCGUCGGUAGCCUGGGCAUGUCGGCCACCAAGCAGUCGUCCCGCAUCCGCUAUUACUUCAUGCGCGCUAUCCUCCACCAAGAGGUCGCGUGGUUCGACACCCACACCGCCGUAGACGUCGCAGGACGCGUUACCGCAGACCUGGAGAAGAUCCACGACGGACUGGGCGAGAAGAUUGGCAUGUGCCUGUUCUUCCUGUCCACCGCAUCGGCCUCGCUCAUCUCUGCUUUCUGGCACGGCUGGCAGCUGACGCUCGUGCUGCUCGCGCUCGUUCCUUGCCUCGUGCUCAUCACCACCAUCAUCGCCAAGACCCAGAGCAAGCUGGAGGCCGAGGAAUCUGUCGAAUACCGCUACGCGGGAUCCGUGGCGUUGGAAGCGAUCACCUUUAUCAAGACCGUGAUCGCUUACGGCGGUCAGCAUAAGGAGAUGCAGCGCUACUCGGACCGUCUGGAUCGGGCCACACGGACGGGUUACCGCAAGGGCCUGGUUGCCAGCGUCGGCGUGUCCGUCAUCUGGACCUCCAUCUUCGCCAACUACGCGCUGGGCUUUUGGUACGGCAUCGAUCUCGUAGUGGGAGACUUCGAUCUCCCGCCCGGACAACGGAAGUACGAGACAAGCACGCUUAUAAUCGUGUUUUUCAGCGUUCUCAUGUUCUCCAUGAGUCUGGGACAGGCAACGCCGUACUUUCAUGCUUUCGCCAAUGCGAAGCGUGCCGCCGGGAAAGUCUAUCAGAUCAUCGAUAGGAAACCUGCCAUUGACAGCAGGUCUACUUCAGGGCUCAAGCCUAUGGAGUUCGAAGGUGCCAUCCAGUUCAACGAUGUCACAUUCUGCUACCCUUCGGUCACCGCCAGCCCACCGGCGCUGCAGAACUUCUCGCUGUCCAUCGAUCCCGGAGAGAUGGUCGCUGUCAUUGGGAGGAAGAAGUGUGGCAAGAGCACCAUUGUCAACCUUCUGCAGAGGUUCUAUGACGUCACUGAUGGACAGAUCCUGGUGGACCAGAAGGACCUGCGCGCGUACAACAUCGGCUGGCUGCGCGGCCAGAUGGGCGUUGUAGGCGAACGGCCCGUGCUUUUCGACGCUACGGUGUCGGAGAACAUCCGCCUGGGCCUGGGCACUGCCUCGCAGCACGACAUCGAACAAGCUGCCAUCGCCGCCAACGCACACCACUUCGUGCUCAAGCUGCCCAAGAAGUACGACACGAUGGUCGGCCCUCAUGGACACCCUCUGAACGUGAGCCAGACGCAGCGGCUGGGUAUCGCGCGCGCCCUGGUGCGCAAUCCACGCAUCUUCCUACUCGAUGACCACCCGGCCUCACUGGACGCCGAGACGGACAUGGCGCUGCAGGUGGCCCUUGACAAGGCUCGCGAAGGCCGCACGGCGCUGAUCAUGGCGCAGCGCCUGUCCACGAUCCGCUGUGCGGACCGCGUGGUCGUGCUGCGAGCCGGCCGCGUGGUGGACAUAGGCAGUCACACCGAGCUCAUUAAGAAGGGUUCGGCACCGUACAUCGACCUCAUCACCACGCAGAUCAACGCGCAGAAGGACGACGGGGCCAUGACACCCCCCCGGAAUCGGAUGAUCGUGCGCCGGGCGCGUGCCCUGCCGCUUCCGCAGUUUCGACCACAGCCCAUCCUGCGCAGGGCCUUUCAACAGGGCGACGUACGUGCUUGCGAUGACCACGUUGAUCGGUUCCAUUGCGGUGCUAUGCCGCGCGAGUGGGGCCAACGGGAACUCGCUGUCGACGGCUUCAUCGCCUCGACUUACAGCCGCAUCCAACAGUCGCGCCCUGCGAGUCCUGAUCGUCCGGCGGGAGCUGUCGACGCUAAGAAGACCGGCGGGGAAGCUGCUCCGACCAAAUCACCCGAGCUGGGCAAGGAAUGCGAGUCGCUGACCGCCAAGCUGAGCGAACUCACGAGACCCGAACGCAAGUACAUGGCCGCCGGAUGCGUCUGCUCGUUCUUCAUGGGCCUGUGCAUACCCGCGUACGCCAUCUUCCUCGGAGACAUGUUCCAGGGGCUGAGCACUGGCAGCCCAGAGUCGAUCAAGUCCAUCGCCUUGUUCUACUGCUUCCUCUUCCUCCUCGUCGGUGUCGUCACUGGAAUCUUAGCCUUCGUCCAGACGUUCACCUUCUCUGUUGUGGGCGAGAACCUCACCCGGAGGCUUCGUAUCUUGACAUUCUCGGCCAUUAUUAAACAGGACUUGGCGUGGUACGAAGAGUUGGAGAACACACCCGACGCCCUCCUCGGUUCCUUGUCCACGGACACGGCCCGUGUUCACGGAGGCACGUGCAGCAAGCUGACGUCGAUGUGCCAGGCGUUCUCAGCGCUCAUCGCGUGCCUGGUGAUGUCCUUCUACUGGGACUGGCACCUCGGUUUCAUCGUGCUUGCGUUCGUGCCCCUGGUGCUGCUUUCCACGUACCUGGAGAGCCGCAUGCUGCGAGGCAAGCUCAUAUCCUCCAAGCAGGCACUCGAAUACUCCACCAAGGUUGCCGCCGAAGCUAUUCAGAACAUCCGCACGGUGGCGUCACUGCACCAGGAGGAAGUCUUCUGCGCUAACUACAUGCUCUCACUUUUGGAGGCGCAGAGGAUCAUGAAACGCAAGGCUAUCGUGCGCGGAUUCACGUUCGGUGUGGCGCAGUGCAUCCCGUCAAUGGCGUACGCGACAUCGCUGCUUUACGGUAGCCUCCUCGUUGGACAAUGCGACCUCCAAUUCGGGAGCCUCCUCAAGGUGGUGGAGGGCGUGAUUCUCGGCACCGCCAUAGUGGGCCAAGCAGUGGCCUACUCGCCCGACUAUCACAAGGCCAAGCUCGCCGCCCAGAAGUUAUUCCGGCUGAUCGAUCGCGUACCGACCAUCGACUUCUCCGACAGGAGCGGCAUCACCUUGGACAUGGUGCGCGGCUUCCUGACGUUGAACGAGGUGAGCUUCUCGUACGCGGGCGAGCAAGAUGUCAAGGUCCUGGACCGCGUCACCUUCUCCGUGGAGCCCGGCCAACGGGUUGCCAUCGUCGGCACCGCCGGCUCGGGACGCACCACGGCCAUGUACCUCGUCGAGCGCUUCUACGACAUCGUCGACGGCGAGAUCCUGAUCGACCACAUCUCGACCAAGAUGAUGCGGCUGUCGUGGAUGCGUGAGCAGCUGGGCUACGUGAGCUCGGAAACUCUGCUGCGUAGCUACAACAUUGCCGACAACAUCGCGUACGGCGACAACAGCCGCGAGGUGUCACGCGACGAGGUGGUCGUGGCUGCGUGCCGGGCACAUGCGCACGACUUCAUCACGCAGCUGCCUCAGGGUUACGACACCGUGUUGCCGCCGCCGGGGGAGCCGCCGCUGCUCAGCGAGAGCCAGGCCAAGCGAGUAGCCCUAGCCCGGGCCUUGGUGCGGGACCCGCGCAUCCUUCUGAUCGACGACUCCGUCAAGGGUCUGGACGCCGAAAACCAGCAGGUGGUUCGCAACGCCAUCGCGGAAGCGAGCAAGGGGCGCACCUGCGUCAUGGUGUCGUCCAAGUUGUCCGUCAUCAAGGACGUCGACCGCAUAUUCGUCAUGCAGCGCGGCCGGGUGGUCGAGAAAGGCUCGCACGCCGAGCUGAUGCGGCGAGAGGGCGUCUACCACAAGCUCUUCACCGAAGAAGGAGCCGAGCAGUGAAGCCACUCCUUCGGCGGCGCCCACAUUCCUCUGCGACAAUUUUUGGUUGCCCACACAGACAUUGCUGGCAGAAUAUUGCUUCCAGUGCCGUUCCGUACAUUUUUUUUUUACUGCGAAUCCGCUUGAAAUUUUAACUAGCUUAUAUAUCCUGACUGUUCUAGCCCUACCCUCGAGGAGGCAUACUGCAGUGUAAAGUGUUAUGCUUAGAGUUCUCGUGCAAACGUAGUUUUAAGGCACCGCUCGUUCAACACCAGCGCGCCGCCUAGUGUUCCAGGUGCCUGGUGGUGGCCUGCAAACAGGCACGAAUGCGAACGACCGCAGCACUCAGCACCGACCGUGG
Messenger RNA from Dermacentor silvarum, 4066 nucleotides. Its product is annotated as phosphatidylcholine translocator ABCB4. Gene Ontology annotation, molecular function: ABC-type transporter activity; ATP binding; ATP hydrolysis activity. Gene Ontology annotation, cellular component: membrane. The coding region runs from base 46 to 3726 and encodes 1226 amino acids. The record is from RefSeq and is a predicted model, not a curated record. The transcript has 23 exons. Gene Ontology annotation, biological process: transmembrane transport. Lineage: Eukaryota; Metazoa; Arthropoda; Arachnida; Ixodida; Ixodidae.